AUUUAGUUCUCACUCGGCGUUUGGCUCAAACAGAAUGUUUGCAGAUUUUUAGAGCAUUUCAUUAUUGCUUUCUUUUUUUUUUGCUGUACUACAGUUUACACCGUUACGAAUAAGUGCAGCGUGCGUGGUUUUAGUUGUGUCACCGCAAAAAUUAAAUAAAAUGAAUUGUUGAUAAACAAAAGUGAAGUGAAAAUUAUGUCACCGGGUUACUACCAAAAGUAACGGUACGGUGGUGGCACGCUUACUGCAGCACAUGCCAACACAUGUGAGAAUACCAGUGCUGAAGAUCGCACAUACCAUAUGUACAUAAGUACAUGUUUAGCUGGUCCCUUAAAUGAGUGAAAAUCAUCGCACGAGUUUUCUCAUAGUUUUGGAUUUUUUUUGUAUUUGUAUUUGUUUUCGUGUUUUUUUAUUUUUAAUUAUGUUGCCAUGAAAACUAUGAGCUCAGCUAGAAUUUUACAACUGCAGCAGUUCGCAUGAGUGCGCCCAUAUGUGCAUGCGUGUGCGUGUGUUCGUGCAUUCCGCUGCGCUUUGCGGAAAUCGACGUCUUAUCACCUUUUUAACGGCAGUGAAAGCUGUGGAACACUUCGAUUUCUACGCUGACAUUCGGUGGAAAGCCAAAGAACGUUUCGUACGUCUGUUGUAACGGUAGCUACGUAAAACUGAUUUCGAAUAAAGUACCUACUCCUUUUGUUGAACUUCCGGUGGAUUUUAUGUGCAAACGCGUGUGUGACAAUGGACGAAGUCAAUGAAUACGGCGAGGAUGUGGAAACUUUGUGCAAUUAUGUGGCUUUAAGAAAAGUGAUACCCUUCGAGGUGAAAUAUUGGCGCUGUUCGGCAGGCAGCAGUCUGGGAGACAAUUACAUGUCGGUAGUUAAACGUAUAGAAGUAAGCACGCAUGAAUUUGACAGCGGCGUGGCGCAGCGUAAAGGUGAACCGCAUUUUAGUUUCAUAGUUAAAAGACAAAUUUUAAGUCAAUCGCGCCGCCUGCUGUUUCGCUGUGACGAAGCAUUUUACAACGAAAUAAACGCCUAUACACAUGUGAUACCAGCCUUAGAGAAAUAUUUCAUCAACGGCGACACAGUAUUCCCACAAUGCUAUUAUGCCGGCACGGACAAGAAAGGCGAGCUCAUAGCGUUGGAGGAUUUGAAGCGACUCGGCUAUCGCAUGCCAAAUCGUUUGGUGCCCUUCGACCUACACCAUUGUGAAAUAGUGAUGAAGGAACUCGCCAAGUUACAUGCUACAUCAAUAGCGGCUAAGCAUUUGGACGAUAGCAAUUUUCGCGAACGCUAUAGCAAAGUUAAUGAAAUUGUGUAUUGUGCUGAAGCGGAAAGCUUUUAUGGCAAUUUACUCACGUCUUCAAUAGAGGAAUCGUUGAAAAGUCUACGCGAAUCCAACGUUGAUGGCAGUCUUUCCGAUUCAAUCUGUGUGAUAGAGCAACUGAAAACUGAGUUGUAUCAGAAAAUUAUGCAUAGUAUUAAAAAUGCCAGCGAUUGUGUUAGUGUAAUGUGUCAUGGUGAUUUGUAUGUCAAUAACAUCAUGUUUAUGUCCAACAUGGAGGAUGGCAGCGCCGGUCAAGCACCGAAGGCGGUGAAAUUCUUCGAUUUGCAGGCAAUGCGUUAUACUUCGUUCAUAUUCGACAUCCUUCAUUUUAUGUUUACCAGCACGAAACGCGAACUGCGUGAUGCACAUACGAAUCGUUUGCUGGAAACAUACCGCCACGCGCUGCAUACUCGUUUGGAACAACUCUUAGAUUCUCGUGAGCAUUUAGCCUCAAUUAGAGAGACAUUUUCACUGGAAAAUAUUAUUAAAGAGUUCACAGCACAUGCGCUGUACGGCUUAGCCAUAUCCAUGUGGGUAUUGCCUGCAGUUACAUUCGAUCCGAAUAAUAUACCAAAUUUAGAUGCCAUCAGUGAAGCCGUACCAAAUGCCAACGAAAUAAAAGUUACACAAAAAUUAACCGACGAGUAUCAUUCCAGAAUAAAGGAUCUUGCGCUGGAGUUUCAUCAAAACGGCUACUUUGGUUCAUGGUUAGAAAAAUAGUUGAAUGCACACUUGCACAUAUGCAUUUAGUUAAAUUUAGCAACAAUUAUUUACGUUAAGUAGCUGACAAAGGCAUGUGAUUAGAGUGGUUACCAAAAUGUCGCGAAAUAAAAUGCAUAUAUUUUUUUAAAUAUACCGUGUAUAUAUAAGAACCAAUGUUUUAUUUCACAAUUCACUUUAAAAAAGUUUAUGGUUGAUUCCGAAAAAGAAUCAAAAAAUUAAAUAAAAACAAUUUAUAAAAAAAAAACAAUUACCGGCACUCAAAAUUAACUGUCCCAAUUG
This is a messenger RNA of Zeugodacus cucurbitae (melon fly), 2325 nucleotides long. RefSeq lists its product as uncharacterized. The record is from RefSeq and is a predicted model, not a curated record. The coding region runs from base 736 to 2043 and encodes 435 amino acids. Lineage: Eukaryota; Metazoa; Arthropoda; Insecta; Diptera; Tephritidae. The transcript has 4 exons.